Messenger RNA from Sycon ciliatum, 913 nucleotides. Its product is annotated as neudesin-like. Lineage: Eukaryota; Metazoa; Porifera; Calcarea; Leucosolenida; Sycettidae. Gene Ontology annotation, cellular component: membrane; endoplasmic reticulum; endomembrane system. The transcript is spliced from 4 exons. Bases 140 to 562 code for a protein of 140 amino acids. The record is from RefSeq and is a predicted model, not a curated record.
CACUGACUGACGAGCGUUUUGUGUGUUCAAAAUCAAAGCAGCUGUAAGAUCACUAAAAUCUCUUCGACUGUUCAAGAUCGAGAGAUAAUAAUCAAAGCCAUUGGUCAGAAUUUAGCUACUGCAGCUAGUUGUAGUGAAUAUGGUGUCUCUGCUCAAUCUGUGCACCACGUGCUGUGCUUUUCUUUUCCUCGCGUCGACUGUGGGCAGUGAUCGUGUGUUCACUGAAGAAGAACUCGCAGAGUACGAUGGAUCAGACCCAAGUAAGCCUAUCUACCUCUCGAUCAAGGGAGCUGUGUAUGAUGUGACUAAAGGAAAAGACUUCUACGGCAAGGAUGCGGCGUACAAUGCAUUGGUAGGACGGGACAGCACCGUUUCAAUUGCCAGAAUGUCCCUCGAGCCUGCAGACCUGGCCCUAAAGCAUGACAUUAGUGUACUCUCGUCAUCUGAACUGGAAGCCCUGGAGAGCGUAAUAACCAGCACAUAUGUACCAAAAUACCCCGUUGUUGGCCGGCUAGACGUUGCCGCUGCUGAGUCGGCGGAUAGCCGCCGCACUGACCUCUAGAAAUGCUGCUGAUUUUAAAAUUAAUUAUCAUGUGCUCUGCUUCGCUGAAUAAUGCUGAUGGUUAAUUUCCGUGGCAUCCGCUUGCCCUGUUGAACUCUGGCACCCAACCCAAGCCCCGUGUCCAUGGUGUCCUUAGGUUUCCAAUGCUGCGCUCUACGGUGUAGUGCGCACUAGACUAUUAGUGAUGUUCUUCUCGCAUUGACUUUAACUGGUACACGAGUGUGCGGUGUUCCUUAUAAUAAUUCCUAUUUUUACACAUAUUUUAUACUUGUCCUUGAACCUCUAUAGCUCUCCUGGAUAUAGCACCGGUUUAAUACAAGAAGAAAACAUGACUUCAGUCGAUUUUCAUAA